This is a messenger RNA of Myripristis murdjan (pinecone soldierfish), 3920 nucleotides long. It is a transcript of the gene atp6v0a1a, whose product is annotated as ATPase H+ transporting V0 subunit a1a. NCBI's taxonomy places the organism in Eukaryota, Metazoa, Chordata, Actinopteri, Holocentriformes, Holocentridae. The record is from RefSeq and is a predicted model, not a curated record. Bases 204 to 2726 code for a protein of 840 amino acids. Gene Ontology annotation, molecular function: ATPase binding; proton-transporting ATPase activity, rotational mechanism. The transcript is spliced from 22 exons. Gene Ontology annotation, biological process: proton transmembrane transport; vacuolar acidification. Gene Ontology annotation, cellular component: vacuolar proton-transporting V-type ATPase complex; plasma membrane; vacuolar proton-transporting V-type ATPase, V0 domain.
CUCCUCCGUCAGCUGCUCUUCCGGUACACGGAGCUGUGAGGUCUGUCACCCCGACCAGUAUCAGCUGAGAGCUCCGCGACAAGUCUACAACAGCAGGGAGGAAACAACAGAGACAAGCCGAGAGAGGGAGAAACACAGGACCCCCCCUACGGAAACAAGAUUUUGGUUGACUUGCAUGGUGGGCACGUCCUCCCUUGAUCACCAUGGGGGAACUCUUUAGAAGUGAAGAGAUGACGCUGGCUCAGCUCUUCCUGCAGUCAGAGGCUGCCUACUGCUGUGUCAGCGAACUGGGAGAGAUUGGAAUGGUGCAAUUUCGUGAUCUAAAUCCAGAUGUGAACGUGUUCCAGCGCAAAUUUGUCAAUGAGGUUCGGCGAUGUGAGGAGAUGGAUCGCAAGCUGAGGUUUGUGGAGAAGGAGAUCAAGAAGGCCAACAUCCCUAUAGUUGACACAGGAGAAAACCCUGAAGUCCCCUUCCCAAGGGACAUGAUUGACCUGGAGGCCACAUUUGAAAAGCUUGAGAAUGAGCUGAAGGAGAUAAACACUAACCAAGAAGCCCUGAAGAAGAACUUCCUGGAGCUGACUGAGCUAAAGCACAUCCUGCGCCGCACACAGCAGUUUUUUGAUGAGAUGGAAGACCCCAGUCUGUUGGAGGAGUCAUCCACUCUCCUGGACCCCAAUGAGGUUAACCGAGCUCCCCUUAGACUAGGAUUUGUAGCUGGCGUGAUUGGCCGGGAACGUAUUCCCACAUUCGAGAGGAUGUUGUGGAGAGUUUGCCGUGGAAAUGUCUUCCUGAGGCAGGCGGACAUUGAGGAUCCUCUGGAGGACCCGGCUACAGGCGACCAGGUCUACAAGUCUGUCUUCAUCAUCUUCUUCCAGGGGGACCAGCUGAAGAAUCGAGUCAAAAAGAUAUGUGAAGGGUUCAGAGCAUCCUUGUAUCCAUGCCCAGAAACACCACAGGAGAGGAAAGAGAUGGCAGCAGGAGUUAACGCACGCAUUGAGGAUCUCCAAAUGGUGCUGAACCAGACGGAGGACCACAGGCAAAGGGUUCUGCAGGCUGCAGCCAAGACAGUCAGAGUGUGGUUCAUCAAGGUGCGGAAGAUGAAGGCCAUCUACCACACCCUAAACCUGUGCAACAUUGAUGUCACUCAGAAAUGUCUGAUCGCUGAAGUCUGGUGCCCAGUCUCCGAUCUGGACUCCAUUCAGUUUGCCUUGCGCAGGGGGACGGAGAAGAGCGGCUCCACUGUGCCCUCCAUUCUCAACAGGAUGCAGACCAAACAGACACCGCCCACCUACAACAAGACGAACAAGUUCACCUCUGGCUUUCAAAACAUUGUGGAUGCUUAUGGAAUUGGCAACUACAGGGAGAUUAACCCAGCACCAUACACCAUCAUCACCUUCCCCUUCCUGUUUGCUGUUAUGUUUGGUGACCUGGGCCAUGGGGUGCUCAUGACCUGUGCUGCCCUCUAUCUGGUGCUGAGAGAGAGCAGAUUGAUGUCCCAGAAGAAUGAUAAUGAGAUGUUCAGCAUGGUGUUCGCAGGGCGGUACAUCAUCCUGCUGAUGGGAAUCUUCUCAAUCUACACGGGCAUCAUCUACAAUGACUGCUUCUCCAAAUCUCUCAAUAUGUUUGGCUCCGGCUGGAGUGUUAAACCCAUGUUCAACGCUCGAGUUGGAGGCAACUGGACGUUUGACACGCUCAAAGACAACAGAGUUCUGCAGUUGGACCCAGUAAUAGAUGGAGUGUUCAAUGGACCAUACCCCAUUGGCAUUGAUCCGAUAUGGAACAUUGCCACCAACAAGCUGACGUUCCUGAACUCCUUCAAAAUGAAGAUGUCUAUCAUCCUGGGUGUCAUCCACAUGCUGUUUGGAGUCACUCUCAGUCUCUUCAACCACCUGUAUUUCAAGAAGCCUCUGAACAUCUACCUUGGGUUUAUCCCCGAGAUAGUCUUCUUGUCCAGCCUGUUCGGCUACCUGGUCAUUCUGGUCUUCUAUAAGUGGUUGUCGUAUGACGCCCGCACGUCCAAGGAUGCUCCGAGUUUGCUCAUUGCCUUCAUCAACAUGUUCCUUUUUAACUACAGUGACCCCAGUAACAAACCUCUCUAUAGAGGACAGAUGGGCGUACAGUCUUUGCUGGUGAUAAUUGCCUUGGCAUGUGUUCCUUGUAUGUUAAUUGUGAAAACACUGGUUCUGCGGAGACAAUACCUCUGGCAGAAAAACAUGGGCACACAGAACUUCGGAGGGAUCCGGGUGGGCAAUGGGCCAACAGAGGAUGAGGCUGAGAUUAUUCAACAUGACCAGCUCUCACAGAGCUGCGAGGAUGAACCUGAGGCCCACGAGGAGGAAGAGUUUAACUUUGGGGAUGUGGCAGUGCACCAGGCUAUCCACACCAUAGAGUACUGCCUGGGCUGUAUCUCUAACACAGCUUCCUAUCUGAGGCUAUGGGCCCUCAGUCUGGCCCAUGCACAGUUGUCAGAGGUGCUGUGGGCCAUGGUGAUGCGCAUUGGCCUUUCCACAAAAACCUUUGGAGGCUUCAUUCUUCUCUGCCUAGUCUUUGCCUGCUUUGCCGUUCUCACAGUUGCCAUUCUUCUCAUUAUGGAAGGCCUGUCUGCCUUCCUGCACGCACUGCGUCUGCACUGGGUGGAAUUUCAGAACAAGUUCUACUCAGGCCAGGGCUUCAAGUUCCUCCCCUUCACCUUUGAAAGCAUCUUGGAGGGAAAGUUUGAGGACUGAGCACUGCCCACUCGUCUUCUUCCAUUAAUGUCACUCGUCUCUUAAGAAUUUGUGUUGUUGAGUAGUCAUUUUUGUGUGAUGUAGUGCCCAUCCUUCCAGGUGUUACCACAGCUUUAUGAGCUUUAUCAAGUUCCCAAUAAUCAUCUUUUGUCAAACUGCCAUUUGCUCUAAACCUCUCAGUGUAUAUAGAAUUUGUCCCAUUUGAAUCUGGAACAUCUACACGGAAAUGAAUAUAAUACCCAGCUAUCCUUUUAAGUUCUGCAUAUACCUAUUUGUUCAUUCCUCAGAAAAAUAACCUUGUUUGUAAUCUGUUUUGUGAUAGAACAGUCGUUUUUAUUUUAUUCUCCUUUUUCCCCAUGUUUAAUAUUAUUUAUGCAGUCUUAUUCUUUUUUUUUUUUUGUCCUUCAUCCUCAGUGUGAGAGUUGCACUACUGGUCAUUAUCAGUGAGGUCUACUUUGCCUCAGUAACGACUGCAAUCUCCCUGUUGAUUCACGUUGAUAGACGAUCAAGUCAAAGCAGAUUCAGACACAGGACCGAGUGUGUACUUAAUUUCUUAAUGUCUGUCCACAUUGCCGUAACCAGGUUGUCCUUUUGUCUCUGUGUCUUGGCAUGGUUUUUUAACAACUGCCAACAUGUCAUUCACACAGCCGCACAAUUGUUUGAUUUCAUGCAUACACACACACACACACCCCUUUAUUGAAUCUGUAUCCAAACUACAGAGAUAUGCUGUAAAGGUCCAAAGGGAAUAAAUUCUAACCUAUUAUUCCAUCAACAUGUCAGGCGGUUCUGUGAGAACAAAAGCUGAGUUUAUCCUGCAUCGUACUCUUAAGUUUCCACGAAAGACCUUUGUACUGACUGAUCGGUUUUCAACAUAAUAUGCAGUGAACGAUAGUGAAUCUGUCUCUCACAUGUGGUCUGGAUAGUCUGAUAUUAGUGUACAUUAACUUAUGAAACAUCUGGAUUUUCUGUGAUAAUCCAGAUGAUUUAGAUGAUCCGAGUCUUGUUGAUUGUUGUUUAUAAGGGUGAUUUCAAUUUUAUGUAAAGGUUUACAAUGUUAUUGACCCAUUUAGAAGGGACAGAGAAGGGCGGACCACAGCAGAGAUUAACAAAAAACUAUAAUCAGCCCCAUGUACAUUCAUGACCAUCUUCUUUAAUUGUGCAUCUCUGUCAAUAAAGUGGAAAGACAUGGACAAA